UUUUGCAACAGCUCCAGUCUGCAGCGCUCCGCCGCUCUCUGCUCUGCAGGUGAGAGAGAACCCGGAGCGCUGGAUUUGAGCCGCCGCCGUGUUGUCUGUGCGACUGACUGCGAGGAUCCCUAACUGCGAUGUGCAGGUUACAGGGAUGACUUGUGGUCUGGAUGGCUGAUGGACAGAAACGGCGACCGGUUACAAGAUGCUGGCUCGAAACCGCUUCCUCCUCCUGGUGGUGGUGGGCGGGUCGGUGCUGGCCGUCCUCAGUUUCAGCCUGCAGUUCUUGAACCUGCUGCCCACCAGUCCCAUGCUGGACGAGCAGCCUGUCCAGGCUGCAGAUGGGGGGUUUAGGGCUAUUCAGGGGAAGAGCAGAAAGCGAGUAUUUCCUGUGCAUCACACCCAAGAGCCCGAUCCUGUGUCCGAGGCCUACAGCUACUGCAAUACCCCCAACCACACCGAACAAGCCUGGGAAGGUCACAGUCCGGCAGACUACAGGCUGCUGUCUGUUCACGUGAUGAUUCGCCACGGGGACCGCUACCCUCUCUACUCCAUCCCAAAGACCAAACGCCCCAGCAUCGACUGUACCCUGUCUGCCAGCAGGCAGCCUUCCCAUCCUCUGCUAAGCCCCUUUAUUAAUCACAUGGGCCAAGGGACCAGUGGCCACUGGGAGGCACCGCUGGGCUCCAUUUCCCGUCUCCCCAACCACAGUGUCUGUGAGAUGGGGGAACUCACACAGACAGGCGUCGUGCAGCACCUUCGCAACGGACAGCUCCUCCAUCACGCCUACAAGCGCCAAAGCCUGCUCCCCUCCGAUUGGUCGCCUCGGCAGGUUUGGGUGGAGACGACGGGGAAAAGCCGAACCCUCCAAAGCGGGAUGGCCUUUCUCUACGGCUUCCUCCCAGAUUUCGACUGGACCAAGUUGACGGUGCGUCAUCAGUGGAGCACGUUGUUCUGCGGCUCGGCGUGCGAGUGCCCCGCCAGGAACAGGUACCUGGAGGAAGAGCAGAGGAGGCAGUACCGCCUCAGGGUGGCCAAUUCCAACCUGGAGAGGACUUAUGUCGACAUGGCACGCACUUUAGGCGUUCUCACUCGUCAGCUCCGAGCAGCAAACCCCGUAGACUCGCUGCUUUGCCACCUGUGCCAUGGCCUUUCCUUCCCGUGCGUUCCCAGUGGAGACGGUGGUGCCAGCAGCUGCCUGACGAUGGCGCAGUUUGCGGUAAUUCGUCAACAACAGAAGGAAGACGAGGUGGAUCGGAAAAGAUUCGGGGUUUACCGUAAAUACGCCAUCCUGGCCAUGUACCCGUACCUCAACAGAACUGCCAACAAGAUGGAAAGGGUCGCUAAGGCCUACAAGGGGGACCAGCAGCCUCUCCGGGGAGGGGAGGAGGUCUUCACCCUCUCAUCAGGUCACGACGUCACCAUGUCCCCUUUGCUUAGCGCCCUGGGACUAGACGAGGCCAAGUUUCCUCGCUUUGCCGCAAGGAUAGUCUUUGAAAUGUGGAAAAGCACGCCUGCAACACGAGGCCGGGCAAAAAACCGAGGCGGGAAAGGCGAGAGGUCGAAGUCCAAUCUGAGAGACGAGGACGUGUUCAUCAGAGUGCUGUACAACGGCGAGGACGUGACAUUUCACACUGCUUUCUGUCAUUCCAAAGACCGUCACAUCAGCCAGCCGCUCUGCCCUCUGAAAAACUUCCUCACCUUUGUCAGGAAGGACAUGUUCAGCGUCGUCAACGCUACUUCCUACAAGGAGGCAUGCUUCAAGCACCCAGGCUGACAGCCGGAGAGCAAGGUCGCAGACUACGGACGGCCAGUCGGCGGGUCGUUGGGAUUCCCUAGGUUCUUAAGUUCAGCAGAAGGUGCUUUUUCAUGCUGCUCAUCAUGACUGGCGUGUUUUGGAUAAAGGUCCUCCACAUUCCCACAGGCAAGAGAGUGAUGAAUACGCACACUCGUCUACUUGAGAUAGUUUGGAGACGUACGUUUCUGAUUAUGUUCUGACCUUUGUCUAAUCAGCUCUGGUGUAGAUUUUGUUUAUCGAGACCUGAUAGAUAAAUACCUCAAGGAAAAUUGAACGGCACUUUAUUCUUUUAUUCUGUAACUAAAGGGAAUUGUACAUUUUCUUCGUGGCCAAAUAAAGGCUUGUGAGAAGGAGAUGAUGAAAAUACAGAUUGUGUGUUGGAACAAUAGUUACUUGGAAAUAUUUUGUAUGAUUAAUCUUUUAAUAGAAAAUUCACAUACAUUAGACAAAGGCUUGAGUCACUUUCUGUUUUCCUGUGAGUUUGUUACUUAUAGCUGUAGGUUUGUUAAAAAUCAAUUUAUAACUCAACUUUGAUGUUGGUCUUAUUAUAUUCUUUCUAAAAAAAUUGAUGGCAUUCCUUUUUCAGUGUAUUUUUUAUUUUUAUAACCUGAUUAAAUUCCAGAUCAAAGUCUUAUUUUCUCUUGUUUGUGAAUCUAAUCUUGGUUAAUUUUGAUCAGAGAUUUACACCCAUUAAAAAGUUGUUUUAAUGUGG
Fundulus heteroclitus (mummichog) is the source of this 2501-nucleotide messenger RNA. It is a transcript of the gene pxylp1, whose product is annotated as 2-phosphoxylose phosphatase 1. The coding region runs from base 197 to 1768 and encodes 523 amino acids. The record is from RefSeq and is a predicted model, not a curated record. Gene Ontology annotation, cellular component: Golgi apparatus. Lineage: Eukaryota; Metazoa; Chordata; Actinopteri; Cyprinodontiformes; Fundulidae. Gene Ontology annotation, molecular function: phosphatase activity. Gene Ontology annotation, biological process: glycosaminoglycan biosynthetic process; chondroitin sulfate proteoglycan biosynthetic process; dephosphorylation. The transcript has 6 exons.